GUAGCGGGGCGUUGCAGUUGGCUGGGGGCGGGGUCACGGUGCAGCUUCAGGGCCCAGUUCGCCGCCGGUACCUGUGGCAGUGUCUUACAGACCGCCCUGGCGGCUCGGCUGCUCGCUCAAGCAAGGCAGGUGCCCUGGUAGCUCCGCGUCGGGGCCGCUGGAGCAGUGCCCGUGGGUCGGAAGCCGCCGUGAGGAGCCCAGGGCUGCAGUGGGAAGAAGUGGCCGGACAGAGCGGCCCCCCGGGCGGGCAGGGUUGCCACCUCUGUUUGAAAAUAUUCCGGGAGGUUUCAUUACAUGACAUAACGACAUGGAUAACUACAUCAGGAAGGCAAAUGCACAAUGCUGUUACAUUUUAAAAACCCAUUGGACUGCUGUACAAAUGGGAUUCAACAUGCAGUGUUCAUUUAAAUGAAUGCCCUAUCAUUUAUCUGCAGGGGGACUCUCGGUAUCUCCUGGAGAUUUAUACUGAAUUCCUGGAGACUCCAGGGCGACCCUGGAGGGUCGGCAGUCCUAAAGCUGAGGUUCCCGCCAGCCCUGGGGCUCUGCAGACUUCCUUCAAGACGGAAGCAAGGACAAGGGAGUUGCUUGCAAAAAAAAAAAAAAAAAGAGAGAGGAGUCCUGGCCUGGUUUGGCCUGUAACCCCAGGCUUCUGUGGGCUUUAGGUCACCACCCCUUCCUCAGCUAACUAACUGCUAGCAAGGUAUGUUGGUUCAAUGGUGGAUGUCUUCUUUGAAUAUGAUAUGCUGUACUCUUGGUGGGAAACAAAAGGAGACUCCCAAGGCGCACGGAGUAUGACACCAUGGUAGAACACCUGAGAACAAGGAGAUAAAAGGACAAUAUUAUUUCCUUGCAAUAUGGUAUCAAAAAGUAGGAGGGGCAUAGCCAACUGCACUCUUCUGGCUGACAGGUGGUGCUCUACGAAAACUAACCAGAGUGAGGAUGUUUUGCAGGGAAAAGAAAAUAGUAGAGGAGGAGCGGAGAGUAAAAGCCAAUGAUCGUGACUAUAAUGAAAAAUUUCAGUAUGCGGACAAUCGCAUCAAAACAUCUAAAUACAACAUUCUUACUUUUUUGCCUAUUAACUUAUUCGAACAAUUCCAGCGGGUUGCAAAUGCUUACUUCCUGUUCCUCCUGAUUUUACAGUUGAUCCCAGAAAUAUCAUCCUUGUCCUGGUUUACUACCAUUGUGCCUUUAGCACUAGUAUUAACCAUUACUGCUGUAAAAGAUGCCACUGAUGACUGUUUUCGUCAUAAGACUGAUAACCAGGUGAACAAUCGGCAGUCUGAAGUGCUCAUAGAUGGCAAGUUACAGAAUGAAAAAUGGAUGAAUGUAAGAGCUGGUGACAUCAUUAAACUGCAAAAUAAUCAAUUUGUAGCUGCUGAUUUAUUACUUCUGUCUGGUAGUGAACCACAUGGUCUCUCUUACAUUGAAACUGCGGAGCUUGAUGGUGAGACUAACCUAAAAGUACGUCAGGCUUUACCAGUUACUUCAGAACUUGGAGCAGAUAUUAGGAGACUUGCAGAGUUUGAUGGGGAAGUUGUUUGUGAAACUCCUAACAACAAGCUAGAUAAAUUCAUAGGAGUUCUUCUUUGGAAAGAUAAUAAGUACUCCCUUAAUAAUGAACAGAUGCUUCUACGAGGAUGUGUGUUGAGAAACACAGACUGGUGCUUUGGAAUGGUUAUUUUUGCAGGCCCUGACACUAAAUUAAUGCAGAACAGUGGUAGAACUAAAUUUAAAAGAACAAGCAUUGACCGACUGAUGAAUACUUUAGUUUUAUGGAUCUUUGGGUUUCUGGUAUGUAUGGGAAUCAUUCUGGCAAUAGGAAAUUCAAUUUGGGAACAUCAGGUUGGGGCCCGUUUCAGAAUUUACCUUUAUUGGAAAGAAGUGGUGAACAGUUCUGUUUUUUCAGGAUUUCUAACGUUUUGGUCAUACAUUAUCAUACUCAAUACGGUAGUGCCUAUUUCCUUAUAUGUAAGUGUGGAAGUUAUUCGGCUUGGGCAUAGCUACUUCAUAAACUGGGAUCGUAAAAUGUAUUAUGCCAAAAAUGAUACCCCUGCUGAGGUUCGAACUACAACACUUAAUGAAGAACUGGGACAAAUUGAAUAUGUUUUCUCAGAUAAAACUGGGACGCUCACUCAGAACAUAAUGACUUUUAACAAAUGCUCUAUUAAUGGGAAAACAUAUGGUGAUGUAUAUGAUGAGCUGGGCCGGAAAACAGAAAUUAAUGAGAAAACUGUGCCUGUGGAUUUUUCAUUUAAUCCACUAGCAGAUAGCAAGUUUCAGUUUUAUGAUCACAGCCUGAUUGAAUCUAUUCAACUAAGAGAUCAAACAGUACAAGAAUUCUUUAGGUUGCUUUCCCUCUGCCAUACUGUCAUGCCUGAAGAAAAAAAUGCAGGUGAAUUGAUUUACCAGGUGCAGUCACCAGAUGAAGGUGCUCUAGUAACUGCUGCCAGAAAUUUUGGGUUUAUCUUUAAGUCUCGGACCCCAGAGACCAUCACUGUGGAAGAAAUGGGCCAACUUGUUACGUACCAGCUAUUGGCAUUUUUAGAUUUUAAUAAUAUCAGAAAAAGGAUGUCUGUAAUAGUUCGAAAUCCAUAUGGACAGAUAAAACUUUAUUGUAAAGGAGCAGACACUAUGUUAUUUGAGAGGCUUCAUUCCUCCAAUGAAGAGUUAGCAUCUUUGACAUCAGACCAUCUUGGGGAGUUUGCAGGAGAAGGCCUUCGGACGUUAGUCCUUGCCUACAAAAACUUGACUGAAGAGCACUUUAAAGAAUGGUUUAAAAUACUUCAGGAGGCAAAGACUUCAGUAGAUAGCAGGGAUGAACAGCUUGCUACAGCAUAUGAAGAGAUUGAAAGAGACAUGAUGUUACUAGGUGCUACUGCUAUAGAAGACAAAUUGCAAGAGGGAGUUACAGAAACCAUUGCUAGUUUAUCACUUGCUAACAUUAAGAUCUGGGUUCUAACAGGAGAUAAACCAGAAACUGCUAUGAACAUUGGUUACUCCUGCCGUAUGCUCACUGAUGCCAUGAAUGAGAUAUUCAUCAUGUCUGGCCACACGGUGAUGGAAGUACGCGAAGAGCUCAGGAAAGCAAAAGAACGUUUAUUUGGACAAAGUGAAGGAUUUUCCAAUGGUCAUGUAUUCCGUAAAAAAAAGGAAAAAUUAAACCAGGGCUCAGUUUUUCAAGUAACUGUCACUGGUGAUUAUGCGUUAGUCAUAAAUGGACAUAGCUUGGCUCAUGCGCUUGAGGCUGACCUGGAGAAAGAAUUCCUGGAAGUUGCCUUCAUGUGUAAAACGGUGCUUUGUUGUCGAGUCACUCCUUUGCAAAAAUCACAAGUUGUGGAGCUGGUUAGGAAAUACAGGAAAGCAGUCACCUUGGCUAUUGGGGAUGGAGCUAAUGAUAUUAACAUGAUUAAAAGUGCACACAUAGGAGUUGGCAUCAGUGGCCAGGAAGGAAUGCAAGCUGUCUUGGCCAGUGAUUACUCCUUUGCUCAGUUCAGAUACCUUCAAAGGCUGCUGCUUGUCCAUGGCAGGUGGUCCUAUUUCAGAAUGUGCAAAUUUUUGUGCUAUUUCUUCUACAAAAACUUUGCCUUCACUCUGGUGCAUUUCUGGUUUGGCUUCUUCUGUGGCUUCUCAGCUCAGACUGUUUAUGACCAGUGGUUUAUCACCCUCUUCAACAUCGUCUAUACUUCACUUCCUGUACUAGCAAUGGGGUUGUUUGAUCAGGAUGUGAGUGAGCAGAAUAGUAUGGAUUAUUCAAAACUCUAUGAACCUGGGCAACUAAAUCUACUGUUUAACAAACGCAAGUUUUUUAUCUGCAUAGCAUAUGGAAUCUAUACCUCUUUUGCUCUUUUCUUCAUCCCAUACGGUGCAUUUUAUAACAUAGCUGGUGAAGAUGGAAAACCCAUUGCUGACUAUCAGUCUUUUGCUGUUACUAUGGCAACAUCUUUAAUUAUCGUAGUCAGUGUUCAGAUAGUUCUGGAUACCAAUUACUGGACAGCCAUCAAUCAUUUCUUCAUUUGGGGUAGUGUAGCUGUGUAUUUUGCUAUUUUAUUUGCAAUGCACAGUGAUGUGUUUUUUGAUAUAUUCCCAAGCCACUUUUCUUUUGUAGGAAAUGCCCGUAAUUCUCUAGGCCAGAUAAGUGUUUGGCUUGUCAUUCUCUUGACUACCGUGGUUUCAGUCAUGCCUGUUAUAACAUUCCGACUUUUGAAGAUAGAUUUAAAUCCGACGCUAACUGAUCAGGUACGGAAGUUGCAAAGAGCUCGGAGGAAACAAAAACCUUUACAGACGCAGAUGCAUCAGGUGCGUAGAACAAGCUCAAGAAGAUCUGCGUAUGCCUUUUCUCAUCAAGAGGGCUUCGGGGAGCUCAUAACAUCUGGAAGGAAUAUGCGAGUCAGAAAUUCGCAUCCAACAUCAGGACUACAUAAUAGCACCAGUUGGAUUGAAAACUGGCAUAAAAAAACAGCAGAGACAAUGAACAGUUUCAGUAAUGACAGACCCAUGAACCUAUAAAUCAAGCUGAACACAAAGCAGUUUAAUGCUUUUUAAAAAUGUGGCCAUCUCUCUAUACUGUUUGCCACUUUGCAAGCAUUAAGCUAGGAAUACCUGUGUGAGAUGAGGACUACAGAGAAGGUGACCAAUGCAUCACUUUUAACAGCAUGUUCAAGAAUGUUGAAAACAUACAGGAAUAUUUUCAGUCUCUUUUCAUUUCUGAAAAUAAUUCACCAUAACAUGACUAGUUACCUGGUGCAAGAGGUAAAGUACUCUCUAUUAAGAUAAUUAUAAGCAUUUUCCCUCCAACUUAAAGGUAAAUGCAAUAUUCAAAUAUUUUAUUCAGCUGUACAGUCCAAGGUAACUAUUAGAUGUAGUUGCAGUGUAGGGGCAUUUCAUAUAUAUCGUUAUCAAAAAUGACUUCGUAUUGAUGCAGUCAGGGGCGUUUUAAAAAUUUGUUAGCACAAAAUUAAUUUUGAAAGUCAUUGCACAACCUUGAAACCAACAUGUAUUUAAAACAAUUUAAAUCUAUGAAGUUCAAAGUCAAAUGUUAUUAAUGUGUACUGCCCUUUCAAAUAUUUUUAAACAUAUAAAACUGAGGUUUUUAAAUUGUUGAUAAAUUGAAACCAAAUGAAGUACUGUAUUAUAUUUUUAUCCUUGUUUCUGUUAUUUACAUUCAUUUUUAUUUGUCUUCUAUUUAAUAUCACAGUUCAUUGUUUGAAAUUGC
Alligator mississippiensis (American alligator) is the source of this 5212-nucleotide messenger RNA. RefSeq names its product ATPase phospholipid transporting 8B4 (putative) (gene ATP8B4). Lineage: Eukaryota; Metazoa; Chordata; Crocodylia; Alligatoridae. Gene Ontology annotation, biological process: Golgi organization; phospholipid translocation. The record is from RefSeq and is a predicted model, not a curated record. Gene Ontology annotation, molecular function: ATP binding; magnesium ion binding; ATP hydrolysis activity. Gene Ontology annotation, cellular component: plasma membrane.